AUGGAUAUCCUACUGACGAACUUCCCGCACAUGUUCCCGAAGGAUCCAGACUUCAUCAAUGAGAAGAAGGCUGCCAGCAACGUCACUUUUGACGGAGAUGGCGGCGUCGCUGAAGGUCAGAUCAGUUCAUCUCGUGUUCGCUACCAUCCGCUGACAACAACAGACGAAGGUCCUUCCACUGAUGAUGUAGAGCACGUUGAGCAAGAGUUCCUCGACUCCAUCAUCGACAAAGUGAACGAGGUUGAGCUGAAAUGCUGGAUGUACUACAAUCGCUACGAAGGCCACACAAUGCAGAACCCACUCACGCAUGACACCUCCGAGCACCUCAGGGAGGCAUUGGCGAUCAUGUACAAGGUCAUGCCGGAAAUGAAGCGACUCGAAGAGCAUCCGGAGGUUUUCAGCGACGUCCGCCAGAAAGAGCGAUUCUUCCUCCGUGUCGGCAAGAUUAUGAAGUUCUGUGUCAAGCUCAUUGAUAUCAUGGAGGAGUCCAAGGCGCUCAUCGUGCGCUCCCAGAAGAGAAUCGACGGAUGGACCAGCUCGAACCCGAUCAAUCCUUGGACCAAGCAACCAUACCAGCCAUGGGAGAGCUUUGGUCGCAAGAUGCCUCUGUUACAGGACUCUGCAGCCGUGAAGGAGAUUCAAAAGCUCGCUCCAGAUAUGCGCAUGAUCGCCGCCCAGCAGCUUCCUCAAAACGGCGUGCUCAUCAGCGAGCGAUACAGACAGAAGCAUGAGAGAAUCGUGACGGACAUCAUGCAGCAGUCUCCACGUCCAGAGGUUGUCGAGAAGCAAUUGCCAAGCAGAGACGCUCCAAUCUCCGGAGAGAAGGUCGUGGAGGGCCUGAGCGCAAAGAUCAGACGGCCAGCUGCAAUGGUUCCCAUGAAUGACAAUACGAAGAAGGCAUGGGCGUUUGGCAAGCAGGAGCACAUUGCAGAGAUGGGACGUCUCAUGGCUUUGUAUGAUGGUGAUGUGACUACGCAGAACCGCGUACCACCAGCCGCAUUCCAGGCUACAUUCCUGAGCGCAGAGGGCAUGCGCGCGGUCCAAGAAGCACGUGACCUCAUCGAAGAGAAUCGCGACGAGAAUUGA
Messenger RNA from Pseudocercospora fijiensis CIRAD86, 1086 nucleotides. RefSeq lists its product as uncharacterized. The coding region runs from base 1 to 1086 and encodes 361 amino acids. The transcript has 2 exons. The record is from RefSeq and is a predicted model, not a curated record. NCBI's taxonomy places the organism in Eukaryota, Fungi, Ascomycota, Dothideomycetes, Mycosphaerellales, Mycosphaerellaceae.